AUGGAGAACAGCACCACUGUCACUGAGUUCAUCUUGCUGGGACUGUCCAAUGCCUGCGAGCUGCAGAUGUUCAUCUUCCUGGGCUUCCUCCUGAUCUACCUCCUCAUACUGCUGGGAAACUUCCUCAUCAUCAGCAUCACCCUGGACCGGCGCCUUCACACCCCCAUGUACUACUUCCUCCGCAACUUUGCUGUCCUGGAGAUCUGGUUCACCUCUGUCAUCUACCCCAAGAUGCUAACCAACAUCAUCACAGGACGUAAGAGCAUCUCCUUCCUUGGUUGUUUCCUGCAGAUGUUCCUCUAUUUCUUCCUGGGUACCACUGAGUUCUUUCUGCUGGCAGUCAUGUCCUUUGACAGGUAUGUGGCCAUCUGUAACCCCUUGCGUUAUGCCAGCAUAAUGAGCAAAAAAGUCUGUGUCCAGCUUGUGCUUUGCUCAUGGAUGUCAGGAUUACUUCUCAUGGCGGUCCCCAGUUCUAUCAUAUUCCAGCAGCCAUUCUGUGGCCCCAACAUCAUCAACCAUUUCUUUUGUGACAGCUUCCCACUCCUGGAACUUGUCUGUACCGAUACAAGCUUGAUAGAGUUCCUGUGCUUUGUUCUUGCCAAUGUCAACCUCCUGGGCACUCUGGCUGUGAGUGCCACCUGCUACGGCCACAUUGUCUACACUGUCCUGCGCAUCCCUUCAACAAAGGAGCGGAAGAAAGCCUUCUCGACUUGCUCCUCUCACAUCAUUGUGGUUUCUCUCUUCUAUGGCAGCUGUAUCUUCAUGUAUGUCCGCUCCGGCAAGAGUGGGCGCGGGGAGGACCAUAACAAGCUGGUAGCGCUGCUCAACACUGUAGUGACACCAACACUCAACCCCUUCAUCUACACCCUGAGGAACAGGCAGGUAAAGCAGGUAUUUAGGGAGCAUGUGAGCAAGCUCCACACACUGAGCCAGACGUGA
Messenger RNA from Acomys russatus (golden spiny mouse), 939 nucleotides. Its product is annotated as olfactory receptor 49. Gene Ontology annotation, biological process: G protein-coupled receptor signaling pathway. The record is from RefSeq and is a predicted model, not a curated record. NCBI's taxonomy places the organism in Eukaryota, Metazoa, Chordata, Mammalia, Rodentia, Muridae. Gene Ontology annotation, cellular component: membrane. Gene Ontology annotation, molecular function: olfactory receptor activity; G protein-coupled receptor activity.